AUGGUGACCAGUAAUGCGGCUCUUUUCGCCCGAUAUAAGAAGAGGGCGGCCGAGGCUGGUGGGGCUCCUCCCGAGCCCAAGAAGAAGGCCAAGUUGGCCUCAACUUCCGCUCCCGCCGAGAGGGCGGGUCCUAAAGCCGGGACUUCCGGAUUCGUCCAGAAGGAAACUCCAUCUGCCGAGCACGCGGGCUCGGGCUCUAGGGGGGCAAGGGAUUCGGUGCCCCCAGCCUGCCCGGCCUCCAUCUCCCAGCGGCCGGGUCGGCAAGUUGUCCUCCUGCGGCGCUCGGGUCCCAAACCGGGCCACAGCCUUGGAGUCCCGAGCCCCUCUCAUCCUUCUGCUCCGAGCUCCGGCCGGCCAAGCUCAUCGAGGGCUGACGUCCCAAGCUUGCCCGAGGUCGGAGGCCGCUCCGAGAGGGGGCCUGAUGGCCCGGAGUCUCCGACCAGUGAGGGCGAUUCGGCCCUCCAUGAUAGCAAUGUCGCGCGCGAAAUAUUUCGCCGCGUGUUGUUCCCAGCUGACUGGGCCGAGUUUGAGACCAUCGAUCCCGACAGCCUUGUUGAUCAGAUCUACUGUACUGCCAUCCAACAUCUUCAUGAGAUCAACAUGCUGGUGCUCAUAGCGUUGGAGUGCCAGGAGAAGGCUCGAAGGAGCCAAAGGCAGCAGGAGGGGGCCGAGAAGAGGCUCGCCGAGUCCGAGGCCGCGCGGAGGGAGGCCGUCGCGAGGAUGGAGGCUGCAGAAUACGAGCGGCGAUCGGCGAUCGACCAACUUGAGGAGAAGAAGGCCUCGCACGCUUUGGCGAAGUCGGAGCUGCGCGCCUCCGAGGCGCGUCUAGUCGAGGCUCGUUUCAAGAUUGCCGGCCGUAAGUAUGAGGAGGGGGUCCUUCGCCUGAAGAUCGAGCAGCUCGAGGCUCGAGAAAAAAGGGCACUGGAGGAGGCUCGAGACGCGGUGCAACUCUUGCAGGAGUCGAAAGAGUUUCCUGAUUUAAUGGAGGAGGAGGCCGUGGACUGA
Phoenix dactylifera (date palm) is the source of this 1005-nucleotide messenger RNA. The record is from RefSeq and is a predicted model, not a curated record. NCBI's taxonomy places the organism in Eukaryota, Viridiplantae, Streptophyta, Magnoliopsida, Arecales, Arecaceae.